UCAAAUAAAACAGUAACUUGGAGUAAUAAUCUUCUUGUCAUUUCUCUCUAGCUUGCUAAUUUAUUCUUCAUACAAUAUACACACACAGACACACAUAUUACUCUGCUGUAUAUUCUUGUUUCUUGGAAGUUCUUACUGGAAUGUCUGAAAAAGGACAUGCUCGAUUGGUUCGUUGCCCAAAUUGCAAGAAUUUAGUUUCAGAGCUGAAAGAUUACUCUGUUUAUCAGUGUGGUGCUUGUGGGAUUGUUCUUAGAGUAAAAGAUAAGAAUUUUGAGGUAGAUGGGGUUUCUGGGGAUUUUGUUUUGGGUGAUGAUGGGUCAAUAAAUGAUGUUGGGUCAAAUGGUAGUUCUGCUAGUAUGAUUAGGAGGAUUGGAAAUUCGGAUGAGAUGCAUGAGCGAUAUGUGUAUAACUCAAUAGCUAAAGGGGAUAGGCCAAGUUUCGAGUAUCAAGGGGGGAUGGAUGAGAAUGUUGCUGGAAGUAGUAGAGAAUUUGGGGGUUCAAAAUAUGGAGGUGGUCAUGUUUAUGUGUCACAGAGGUCAGACCGCAGAUUUGAUCGGAGAUCUGGUGGUGAGAAUGGCGAUGAUGAAUAUUAUCAUGGCACUCAAAGGGGAGAUGUGGGAAGGGUGAGAUAUUCUGCAUCAAUGCACUCGUACCGGGGUACUUCGGAGCUGGGACGUAAUUAUGAUUAUGCUGAAGCAGCCCAAUUUGUGAAGAGCAGAGGCGAUUUCAGUGAGUUUACGAAGGUCGACCAUGUAGAACAAGAAAAAGCCGAGAUAUUAAGAAAGUUGAAUGAGUUAAAGGAUCAACUUAGUAGGAUUGAUGUAGCUUCUAAACCUAAAGAAAAGGUCUUUACUGAUAGGACGGCUUUUCAUAAGGAUCCUUAUAGUAAUCCAGAGAUUUGGCUGUCUGAUGGAUCUCGAGUUCAGAAAAGGACCUCAUUGCAGUAUUCAGGUGCUGAUAAACAUGUAGCUGGACCUUCAUAUAUUAGUCAUUACAAUGAGCCACCAUCAUACAUAGAUAGUCGUGAGAUGGCUCCGCCUAAGUUUUAUCCACCAAUGCAUACUCCAAAUCACCUGCAAGAGUAUGAGGGUCCGUUAAGGUCACCAGUGCCCGGGGGACCUUUAUACAGGGUACCUUCUCCUCCACAGCCACAGUAUUCCCAUCCAUACUAUUCUCCACAGUAUGUGAAUAGUGAUGUAACGCCUUCGAAUACAAUUCAACCAUAUUCGCAUAACAUAAAUAUGCAUACACCAUCUUGUUCUUGUUUACAGUGCUACAAUAGGCAUCCUCAGGUUAUACCAACUGUUACCUCUUCUGGAUAUGGUGAUAGAAGGUAUUUGGAUGACCCGAAAAACCCCAUUUUAUAUCCUCGUGACAAUUCCAGUGCACUUGGUCCACAGAAUUAUGAUCCUGGAUCUCAGAGAAUCUAUCAUAAUUCACAAUGGUCCAAAGAUCAGAACUUAGGAGUAGGUGUGUCCAAUCAACAACGCCAUCUAAAGGUGAUGCCGUCUAGUGGUGGACGUCGUUGCUACCCUAUUGCUGGUGGUGCACCGUUGUUUGCAUGUUGCAGUUGUUUCGAAUUGCUCCAACUUCCUAAGAAAUUUCUUUUUAGACAAAAAAUUCAAAAGAAAAUAAGAUGUGCAGCAUGUGCCAAACUCAUAUUUGUAGAAGUUACUGAUAAGAAACUUAUUCUUUCUGUUUAUGAGGAAGCAAAGGAAAGUCCUGCUACGGAUGAUGAUAGCUCGUAUAUGGCCAAGAACAAUACUUUGAAUUUUGUUGCAGAUAGUAGAAGCAUGGAUGUCCCGUCAGAUGAUUAUGAUAGCUCCACUUUCAAUAUACAUUCAGCUGACAGAAAACAAGUUUCGGCAUCACCAGAAAAGGUUUUAAGCUCCAAUCACUCUGCUGGGGUAAAAAAUGAACACUCCACUUCUUCCUUUACAUCUGAGAAUGAGGACAACAAUAAUACAAAUAGAAAUAGCAACUCUGCUGAACUCCCAACAGAGGCCAUCCCAUCACGUCCGCCUUCAGGUUCACCUCUUAAAGAUCACAUUGAUUACUCUAAUAGAUAUACUUUGGCAAACCAAUCUGAAAAGGGAAGCAAAAUUGAUCUGUCCGAGCAUGAGAUGGGAAUGCCAAUAAAGGUCAUCUCACAACAAAAUUCUGGGAAAGAUACUGCAGCAGCAACUGAAUUGGAUAUAUCACCCAAUGAGUAUUUUAAUACAGGAACAUCCAUUGAUUCAGGGGAUAUAAGCAGAGAAGAAGAUCAAACAAGAGCAAGCAAAGCAAAUUCAUACUUUCCAGGUAUUAUCAGAGAGAGCUCUCAGGACAGAUCUGAUAACAGUUUCGAGGACGAAAUAACUAAUGUUUCGGUUAAUGGGCAUCCUAUACCAGAUAGGUUUGUAAAGAAGGCUGAGGAGUUUGCUGGACGAAUCCAACCUGGAGAAUAUUGGUAUGAUUCUCGAGCUGGAUUCUGGGGUGUGAUGGGUGGACCUUGCCUUGGCAUAAUUCCUCCGUCUAUUGAAGAAUUUAAUUUUCCACUGCCAGAGACUUGUGCUGGUGGAGACACUGGUGUGUUUGUUAAUGGUAGAGAACUGCAUCAAAAGGACCUAAAGUUGCUUGGAAAAAGAGGGCUCCCUACAGAUGUUGAUAGAUCAUACAUUAUUGAGAUAUCUGGGAGAGUUCUAGAUGAUGAAUCUGGUGAAGAGCUAGAUAGCCUCGGCAAACUUGCCCCAACCGUUGAGAAGACGAAGCGUGGAUUCGGCAUGAGAACUCCUAGAGGAGCUAGAUGAGUUCCAGGUCUUCUCAAACCAUAGUUUACAUUUGCGAAAAUAUCUGUAUCGUGAAGUCCACACACACCAUGCUCUCGACUAAUAUACUAGGUGGAAAUCUAGUCAUGCCGCUCAAGAAAAAUCCUAAACUUAGCAUUGCCUCCGGUAUCCUCCGAGCUGUUAUUGUGAAGUUUACUAGUUUUUUUAUAGUCAUGGUCAUGAUAAGAAUGAUGCAAGUUUCUCAUAUCUGUGCAGUACAGGUUAUAAUGUAAAUUCCUUUAGUCAAAUUUGCCAAGCUUGUAGUGUUCGUCA
Molecule: messenger RNA, 3080 nt
Organism: Daucus carota subsp. sativus
Lineage: Eukaryota; Viridiplantae; Streptophyta; Magnoliopsida; Apiales; Apiaceae
Exons: 5
Coding region: 141-2789 (882 amino acids)
Biological process (GO): regulation of defense response to fungus
Source: RefSeq, a predicted model, not a curated record